AUGAAUCGGCAACGUGCUGCCGAGAAGGCCUUGCACGAUCAGACGAAUAUUCUCCCGUUUGGGCAACUCAUGGUCGUGUUUACAGGCCUCGCAACAUCUCUGGUGAUUACAUUCGUUGAUCAAAAUGGAAUCAGCGUAACAUUGCCUACGAUCGCUCGGGAUCUGGGUGCCCAGGAUACAAUUUCAUGGGCUGGCACUUCAUCUUUAAUUGCCAAUACCAUGUUCACCGUGCUUUAUGGUCGGCUUUCAGAUAUUUUCGGCCGUAAGGUCGUCUAUCUGUCUGCACUGGUCUUGUUAUGCAUCGCAGACCUCCUAUGUGGGCUUUCUCAAAACCCGGCCAUGUUCUACGUGUUUCGAGGUCUGGCUGGUGUCGCUGGUGGUGGUGUUACCUCUUUAACUAUGAUCAUUGUCUCUGAUGUGGUCACUUUGGAACAACGUGGAAAAUAUCAAGGUAUAUUGGGUGCGUCACUCGGCGUUGGAAACAUCAUCGGGCCGUUCAUUGCUGCGGCAUUCAUUAUGCGCUCAACGUGGCGCGGCUUUUUCUGGAUGAUCUCUCCACUAGCUGCGCUAUCUGCUGUUGUGGGAUACUUCUUAAUCCCGAAUAAUGCACAAAACGACCGUUUCCGAAAGAACAUCUGCCGAAUUGACUGGUACGGUGUGCUGGCUUCAUCUAUUGGUAUCAUAUUCAUUCUGAUUCCAAUUUCUGGCGGUGGAUCGUAUUUCACCUGGGAUUCACCCAUGGUGAUCAGUAUGCUCAUCAUCGGAGGCCUAUCGUUGAUCGCUUUCGCUUUUAUUGAGUGGAAAGUGGCUUCCUUGCCCAUGCUGCCUAUUCAAUUUUUCAAAAACCAAGUGAUCACCGCCCUCUUAUUGCAAAGCUUCCUCCUCGGAGCAGUGUACCAGACUUAUCUCUACUACUUGCCCCUUUAUUACCAAAAUGCUCGUGGCUGGUCCCCCAUCGUCUCUGCUGCUAUGACAGCGCCCAUGGUGGCUUGUCAAUCAAUGGCUUCUAUUUGCUCUGGACAGUAUAUCUCUCGUCUCAAACGAUAUGGCGAGAUAAUUUGGGUGGGCUUUGGCCUCUGGACGUUGGGCGCCGGUCUAAUGUUGCGCUUCAACAAUAACACACACCCAGCCGUCAUUGCAGUUUGUGUCGGUAUCUCCGGCCUAGGAAUCGGCUUCACAUUCCAGCCGACCCUGGUCGCUCUACAAGCACACUGUACCAAAUCGCAGCGUGCUAUAUCCAUUUCUAAUCGGAAUUUCUUCCGCUGCAUGGGUGGUGCGUGUGGUCUGGCAAUCUCCGCUGCCAUCUUACAAGCUACCCUGCGAUCAAACCUUCCGUCAGAAUUUUCCUACCUGACGCAUUCCUCAUACUCGCUUCCAUCGCGGUCUACAUUGACAGACGCUCAGUGGACGUCGAUCCUGCUUGCAUACACCAAGGCCUCCCACGCGGUCUUUAUAUUGCAAGUUCCGCUUAUUGGCGUUAGUUUCCUUGCUUGUGUUUUCGUCCGAGAUAGGGGCCUUGAGCGACCGAAGGAGCCCGAAGAGAUGGAAGAGGAAAAGCGAAAGGCAGAGCAGGCCGAGAGAGAUGCUGAAGCAGCUCUACCAGAGGAAUCGGAGAAUCGCGGCGCUGAAAAUAAAGAGAUCACUGACCGAUGCCAGUCCGUGUCGACUCUUGUGGAGCCAUCCAUGCCCCCAUCUCCCGGCCACAGUCCGGACUCCUCCAGGCAGACCAGUCCCGCUUCGAAAGACCAUAACCCCCGGAAGCGUGGGAGAACCGCGUGCACUCGUUGUAAGACUCGAAAACAAAGAUGCGACAACGAGUAUCCAACUUGUUCCAACUGUCUGAAGGCUGGGGUCACGUGCGACAAGUCCAGCGUGCGCGACGAUGGAGACCGUCAGAAUGACUACACGCGGGCCCUGGAAGAAAGAGUCGCUUUUCUGGAAAAAAAGCUCGGACAGUCCGAGUCACCGGCGAGUUACAAUGCAGGGGCUAACGUCGCACAAUCGGUAUGGUCCCCUCAAGGGGGCCAGACAACCUCGCAGACAGCAGCCUCCGGUCUAGACAACAAUCCAGUCGGAGAAAUCGUGGGCCUCCUAGCUCUUAGCUCCUCCGAGGCUCCAGCCUAUGUCGGUUCGAGCUCCGGCCUAGCAUUGGCUACAAAUCUAGGAGAAAUGGUUCAAACCAGCGUGUGGAACCAGUUCAUCUCGAGGACACAACCGUAUUCAAAUACAGGAGCAAAUACAGGCUCUCAAAAUGCUACAGCUUCCUUGCCAGGAUCGUCUCAGCAGGUUGGCAGUGGCUGCCGGAAUCGGAGUAACGUGGACCCUCCAACGGAUGAGAUGGGGUCCAAGAUGCUUGAGACAUAUUUCAGGCGACUCCAUACACGGUAUCCGUUUUUGGAUCGGAAUCAGAUAUGGAAGAUGCACGAGGAUCGAUGGCGAUUGGCAAAGGCAAAACGCGAAGAUUUGUCACGGUCGGAUCGAUUUGCUAUAUUCAAGCUGAACAUUGUUUAUGCGAUCGGUGCCACGAUGCUCCAGCUUAGCGAGAAGUAUGCAUACACUGCUCCCGAGCGAUACUACACCACCGCCUUGCAGUACGUUCCUACGAUGUGCGAGGCCCGGUCUAUCGAGAACAUAGAGGCAAUGGUUCUUCUUGUUAUAUAUCAUCUGCGCACCGCAUCAAGUCAUGGGAUGUGGUACAUGAUCGGACUCGCGAUGCGCACAGCCAUCGAUCUCGGUCUUCACCGAAAAGCAAAUGAGAUCAAUAUGGAUCCUUUUACUGCUCAGAUGCGAAGGCGUCUGUUCUGGGUUGUCUAUUACCUGGAACGAGUUGUGUCCAUGUCUCUCGGCCGUCCAUUCAGUAUCUCUGACCGAAACAUUGACCUCGACCUACCACUAGACGUGGAUGAUGAUAUCCACGACCCUGCGCUUCUAAUAGCCCCACAAGACCCAAUGAAGACGACAAAUCUGACUUUCCCAAUUUAUCUUUUCAAACUACGCCGGAUUGACUCGCGUAUCCAGCAUAAAAUCUACCGUGCUGACCGACCUCUUUCCGCGUUACGGCUGAAGAUGGACCCCUUGUACCUUGAACUCGAACAGUGGAAAGAAUCGGCCCUCCAAAGGUUCAGUGGCUCGGACCUAGACUACCCUAUGCUCCAUUAUAAUAGGGCCGUGAGACUCUUGAUCCAGCCUUUUCUCCCUAUCCUCCCUAUGACCGACCCCUACUAUCAUAUUUGUCUCCAAGCUGCCGGCGAGAUUUGCCAAUCGCAUAAACGUCUUCACCAAACCCUCGAAUAUGGGCAUUCCUUCCUAGCGGUGCAGACUGUCUUCAUGGCGGGUAUAACCCUGCUAUUCGCUCUCUGGACACAUACAGAUCAAAUUUGGUCCGUUCGAAUAAGCAACGACAUCCGCGCCUGCUCGACUGUGCUUUUCGUUAUGGGCGAGAGAGCAGCAUGGGUGAAGAAGUAUCGAGACGCAUUUGAACUCUUGGUCAAUGCAGCUAUGGAAAAGCUGCAGGGAAAUGAGACCGCGCGGAAUGCAGGCAUGGCCGAGCUCAUGACUGCUCAGCACAGCACCGCGUCUUUGAAUACUACUGUGCCCGGCAUGCCAAGCGUUGAAAAGUUUCCUUCGGCGAAUCUGACGGGGCUAGCGCCCGAGACAGCCGCCGCAACAGCAACCGCGCCUCAAACAUACCCAGCGGAUGAUAGUGAUGAUGCAGUUAGAAUGGCUUUGCAACUUGCGCCCUGGAUUGACCAGGACCAGAAUGACCCCUUGUGGAUGCCAGAUUUCGAGACUCUAGAAACCUUGUCCGGGACGUUCUGGAGUGGAGCCGAUACGACUCUUUUUGACGCGCUAUGA
Molecule: messenger RNA, 3855 nt
Organism: Penicillium daleae
Lineage: Eukaryota; Fungi; Ascomycota; Eurotiomycetes; Eurotiales; Aspergillaceae
Product: MFS transporter/GAL4/fungal specific transcription factor domain-containing protein
Exons: 7
Coding region: 1-3855 (1284 amino acids)
Biological process (GO): transmembrane transport; DNA-templated transcription; positive regulation of transcription by RNA polymerase II
Molecular function (GO): DNA-binding transcription factor activity, RNA polymerase II-specific; zinc ion binding; transmembrane transporter activity
Source: RefSeq, a predicted model, not a curated record